GUUUAUUGUUUCGCAGAUUAUUCACGGCGUUCACAUAGAGCCGGCACACGAAGUGAAGAAACGGAGUAUCAGUCAGCCAGUUCGAAUCCUCUUGUCGUACGAUGAAAGCGUUUACAGGUUGGACGACGAGAAAUUGGACCUCAUUAACAAUACUAUUUUACCCGAAGCCGUGCAUUUCUGGGAACGAGCGCUCAUGGUCCGCGAAACAAAAAGCACUAUUAGAUUGAACAGGAAAUGCGAGAGUAGCCAGGUGUUCGUCAAAGAUCAUCACACCCACUGUAUAGACACCUGUCGACCUACCACGAUGUGCGGCGAGGUAGUCGUGCCGGAGGAUCAUCUUGACGUUUGCAGAACGUGCAACGCGACGGGGCAUAAUUGCGGCAUAGCGGAGGGAAGCAAGGCAGGGCCCGGCAUAGAUGGCGCUGAUUUUGUCUUCUACGUAUCCGCCAUGCAAACUGAAAGAUGCCAUAAAGGAUUAACCGUGGCUUACGCAGCGCAUUGCCAAACAGAGGCAGCGUUGGACAGACCGAUAGCCGGCCAUGCAAAUCUCUGUCCAAAAAGCAUCGGCACGAAGCCGCAGGAACUGGAAACGUUGCUCAGCACGGUGAAACACGAGAUACUGCACGCUCUAGGGUUCUCCGUGAGUUUGUACGCCUUCUAUCGGGACGAGAACGGCGAGCCUAGAACCCCGAGGAGAAGCGACACCGGAAAACCAAUGUUGAACGAGAAAUUGCAAACGCAUCAGUGGAGUGACAACACGAUCAAGACCGUGGUCAGGCCAUAUUGGCAGGUACACGGCGGAUACGUGGAGAGGUCGAUGCAAAUGAUAGUCACACCGAGAGUUCGUGCCGAGGUCCAGGCUCAUUUCAAUUGUCCGGAGUUGGAGGGCGCGGAGCUGGAGGACCAGGGAGAGGACGGCACCGCGCUAACGCAUUGGGAAAAGCGAGUGUUCGAGAACGAAGCAAUGACGGGUACGCAUACGCAGAAUCCCGUUUACUCGAGGAUAACUCUCGCUCUUAUGGAGGACACUGGAUGGUACAGCGCGAACUACUCGAUGGCCCAAGAAUUAGGAUGGGGGAAGAACCUCGGCUGCGAUUUCUCGAUGAAGUCGUGCAAGGAGUGGAUAUCUUCGAAAUCAUCCCGACUGUCAUUGUUCUUUUUCAGAGGGAAGUCCAUCCAUCCUUUCUGCAACAAGGUGAAACAGGACCCGUUGCAAACCGAGUGCACCGACGAUCGAAGCUCAGUGGCGUUGUGCAAUCUAAUUAAAUAUUCGCAGCCAUUGCCUAAGAAAUACCAGAACUUUGACUCUAUUCCCCACGUGCCAGCCGGUGAGGAACAAUACUAUGGCGGUUCGGUAUCUCUGGCAGAUUAUUGUCCGUACAUUCAAGAGUUUACAUGGAGAGCUCGGAACAUAGUAGUCAGAGGCUCUCAUUGUCUCUACGAGGAGAACAAUCCGCAUCCGGACAAGAAUUUCGCUCUGGAGAAGUAUGGCCCGCAUUCAAGGUGCUUCGAUCACACGAACCAAAUGUGGGAGGAAAGAACUUGUAAACAGGCUCGGCAAUGGCAACAUUGGGGCUCAGGGUGUUAUCAGUAUAUAUGCGAAGCUGGUAGAUUGCAUAUAAUGGUUGCAAAUUACACGUACACAUGCUACCAUGCUGGUCAAGAAAUAGCCAUUAGAAUAAUGCAAAACGGUUGGCUCCACAAGGGUGCUCUAAUUUGCCCUCCGUGCAAAGACAUUUGUCAGGCGGAGCUGAAGGAAAAACACGAUAAUUGCAAGCCAGGAGACGAACAUCCGCCCGCGACGUACUACCACAGAGACAAUUUGUAUUGCGCGUCCGCAGGGACGUUCGCAAACUUCUCUCUAUCUGUUGUUCUAAUUUAUUUCUUUGUUUUUAGAUGAUGCGCCAUCGAGCCUAGGUAAUAUUUUUAUUAUCAAUAUUUGAAACUAGAUCGACGAAUUGCAACAAUGACGUAAUAAUAACAACCACUAUGUCGUUCAGAACGCUUCCCAACUACAAAAUAGUGUGAAGUGUUCGUUUAACGACGUAGAAGAUUAUCUUUGGAACCAAGUGCGUAAUAGUUUCAUAAAUGCGAUUGUUAUGAAGCACCGAGGUGACAAUUCUAUUUUAAUAGUUUACUCUGCAAAGAGGAAACACGUUUCCUCGAUAAUUUUUAUAUUUCCGGGGUUUGUACGAAAUGAUAACGCAUAAAGAUACGAACUGUAAUGACUCAACACGCACGAGACGUUCACGUUCGCUGCGUGUCAGAUUAGACGAGAGGCAUUUUUUUUUUCUUUCUUUUUUUUUAAGUGCCAAUAAAUACACAAAGGCUUAUCUAUUUCUCACGUGUCUAUUUAUCAAGGAAAGUACGUCGAGUCGCAAGGAAGUAAAAGAUUCAAAGAUCUCUCGAUUUAUUCGUACGUUCUGAGAUAAAUUUAGGAUAAAGAUAAACAUGGAUCAUCCUACACGUAUACGAUCACUCACGACAAUUAAUGCCGCCCAUUUCGUUAUCGUCCUUUUCUACCGAAUAUUCUCUCCUAAUAGAGCGUGUGAAAAUGUUCUCUCCUUUGCUAAUUAAUUCUUAUCGACAGUCAUUCAAUGUUUGUUAGUAUUAAACCGAAGGCGAACGAUCACAUCUGAAGGUAUAAAAAUAUCCGUGCCCAGUGUAUUACCUUGUUUUCCUUCCAGUCGUAUUCAAAGAUCACACAAUGUUGCUCUCUUAAUUAUCUCAAUGUUACCUCGGGUAUAAUAUUUUCACCUGCAAAUUACAAUGGUGUUCAAUUAUCGACAGAUAAGAAUGAAGAAAAAGAAAAACAAAUGACAGAAGCUUUGUUAUUUAUACGUGAAACGGCAGACUUUUUUGAUACAUAUCUAUCCGCUGUUCCUUUCUUGCGCAUUUAAAUUUGUUUGAUUGCGUUCAGAGUAUCUAAAAAAAAAAAAAAAAGAAAGAAAGAUUGGGCGACACUGGGAAAGAAAUCUAAUUUUUCAUAAUUAAAGAGUUGAACGACAUGGGUUUGUGAUGUAUCGUCGAACGAGUCGACAGAAACGGACGACUAGGAAAAUUCAGCAAGACACAGGAACAUCUCGCGGUAGGUUGUUCCGGAAGUGCUGUGCGUUAUCAUACGAGUAUCAAUGAACGUGAAAAGAAAAAAAAAAAAAAAAAGAAAGAAAGAAAUUAAUUCUAAGAAGUAAGCGCUAGAAGAUAAGCUGUAAAUAUUUUAACGAACACGUAUCUAGUGAGUAAGAAAGCGGGUAGGAGAACUUUGCCGAACAUGGAGGGAUUAUUAUGUUCUCUCUUGUAUAAUCUCAAUUGUUUCUCCCUCGUUUUGUUUGUGCAUGAAACGCGAAGAUUUUGUACACGUUUAAAAAAAAAAAAGGAAAAAGAAAUGAACAAAUUGUUAACAUUCCAGCAAGAGAUUUCAAGAGUUCAAAAUCGUACGAUUACACGACGUGUGUGUAAGAUUUAGAAAAUUAAGUGUAAUACUUGUAGAUAUAAAGUAAAAGAAAGAAAAAAAAAAAAAAAAAAAAAAAAAAAAAGUAUGUAAUGCUUCGUCACAGUUAAAAGUCCUCACAGUUUACGGGAAGAGAUUAUACAAAGUGUACUUAUCUAUCAGAUAUUAUUAUUUAUCUCGAAGCUGCGACUGUGCCCGGAGGUUCACAGUUCUCGUGCAUUCCAAAUUGUUGCAAAAAAAAAUUCCAUUGUUUUACUGAAUUCUUUUUUUAAAGAGAAUGAUAAAUCUCGCGUCUUUCUCAACGCGACGGAAUGUAACGUGAAGAACGCAGAAAGAGAUUAAACGUGUUUCAAUAACGUUGCAAGGCCCAAUUAAUUAAGUAGAGGCAGUGUGAAAACGCGUGUGUGUGUGUGUAUAUGUGUGUGUGUGUUGCGUGUACAAGUAGCGAGCGUCCGAGAUCUUAUAAGAUAGCAUGUAUCAUAGAGUUUACUAAAAGUUAGGAACACCGCUGUAAAAUUUUUAUCCGACAUAAGAAGCAGAUCGUUGUACGAACGAGGACCACACAGGGGAGAAACGCGCGAUUCAAAGUGACUCGUUAACGUCAGAAAAGAAAUCUGUCUAACGUUUGUCUCCUGUGUUCCUCGGGUGCUUUGACUGCAAAUAUUUUCUUGACUUCACAGAGACACACUCUUACAUUCUUCCGCGUGAAACUCGCACACCUCGAACGACGAAAGAGAAGAGAGAAGAAAGAUGAAGCUCUAUUGGACGAGCAAGCGUGGAUGGUAGAAAACAAUUAGAAAACUAAUUUACGAAUCGAGUAGUAGCGAGACCGUGAUACGUAAGUCGUGUGGUAAGAGAGUAGAAAUCAAAGCACUGUAUUACGUGGCAUUGUGUAUGUAGAUACAAUGAGAAAGAGCGUGGAAAAGUGUACCUUUACGAUAGAAGCGAAAAGACAAUACGAUUCGGAAUAUUGUUUGGCAUUUCAGUGACGUGCGUCGCGGUGUCUCUUCUUUUGAACCGUCUUCCUUUUGAAGAUUCACGUGCUACGAAAAUUCGUCAUGCGUUACUUCGAGAAACCCGUGCGACACGAUUUUGUUGACAUAAGCUUAUCGUUAAAUGCAAGCGUGCCAUGAUCGUAAGGGGAUAUAUUAUUACAGCGUUGGGAUCCAACAAAUUGUUUCCUAUCUUAUUGUUGCGUGAGGAUUCCUAUUGUUCGUUGUAAUGGCCUGAAGUUCAUUCCAGGGGAAAUUUUAAGAGGAAUGCGGAUAUUUUGAGAUCGAUCGAGCGUCCGAAAACGAAUAAGUAUAUGAAAAAAAGAAAAAAAGAAAAAACAUAUCCAGAAUGCACACAGUACGCAGAGAUGCAUAAAAAAGAAAAGAAUGUUCAAAGUAUAAUAAUCAUUUAAUAGAUGAAAAUCUUAUCUUA
Messenger RNA from Frieseomelitta varia, 4876 nucleotides. RefSeq names its product leishmanolysin-like peptidase (gene Invadolysin). Gene Ontology annotation, cellular component: membrane; cytoplasm. Bases 194 to 1900 code for a protein of 568 amino acids. The transcript is spliced from 14 exons. Gene Ontology annotation, molecular function: metalloendopeptidase activity. Gene Ontology annotation, biological process: cell adhesion; proteolysis. The record is from RefSeq and is a predicted model, not a curated record. NCBI's taxonomy places the organism in Eukaryota, Metazoa, Arthropoda, Insecta, Hymenoptera, Apidae.